UGCUGAUGUGCGUCACAGCACCCUGGGGUUUUGCACGGGGAUUAGUCAGGCUGUAUUUGGAAACGCCCUCAACUGCACCUUGUGCUGCUAUAUUAGUGUUUCUCAAGCAAGAGGAAUUUUCUUUUGCUUCUGCAGCUGCUCCCGCUAAACCCUCUGCCUGUAUGCAAGCCCUGCGUCUCUGGACUCUGCUUGCCACCUAUGCUGUUGCAGUAGGACAAAAUCAAGGACAGAAGAAUCAGGAGUGCCCUAAGCUCAACGCACAGAUGCCAGAAUUUCAGAAGAAGACUGUCCACAUUAAGGACCCAGGGAGAGUAGAAGAGAUUAUCUGUGGCCUCAUCAAAGGUGGAGCUGCAAAACUUCAGAUUAUUACAGAUUUUGAUAUGACUUUAAGUAGAUUUUCCUACAAUGGAAAAAGAUGUCCAACUUGUCAUAACAUCAUUGAUAACUCUAAACUCAUCACAGAGGAAUGUCGGAAAAAGUUACUGCAGCUGAAAGAAACAUAUUAUGCUAUUGAAAUUGACCCAGCCCUCACUAUCGAAGAAAAAUACCCAUAUAUGGUAGAAUGGUACAAUAAAUCUCAUGCAUUACUCAUUGAACAAGGCUUAGAAAAGGAUAAGUUUGCAGAAAUUGUGAGGGAAUCUGAUGUUAUGCUGAAAGAAGGGUAUGAGAACUUCUUUGAUAAGCUCAGUGAACAUAAUAUCCCCGUGUUCAUAUUUUCUGCCGGGAUUGGGGACAUUCUUGAGGAAGUUAUCCAUCAGGCUGGAGUCUACCAUUCUAAUGUCAAAGUGGUUUCCAAUUUUAUGGAUUUUGAUGAAAAUGGAAUAUUAAGAGGAUUUAAAGGAGAAUUGAUUCAUGUUUACAACAAGCAUGAUGGUGCCUUGAAGAAUACAGAGUAUUUCAAACAGCUAAAAGACAACAGUAAUAUAAUACUGCUGGGUGAUUCCCAAGGAGACUUGAGCAUGGCAGAUGGAGUAGCAAAUGUUGAGCACAUUCUUAAAAUCGGAUAUCUCAAUGAUAAAGUAGAUGAACUUUUGGAAAAAUAUAUGGAUUCUUAUGAUAUUGUCUUGGUGAAAGAUGAAUCCCUGGAAGUUGCCAACUCUAUCCUACAGAAAAUCCUGUAAAUUGCAGUCUCAGGACACUCCAUUCCUUCCAGAAGGCAACUGGACAGAAGAGAACACAUGCUAUCUUAAGUGUCUAUUACUCAUUGACAGAACUGUUUAAUUUAAAACUUUUAUCUUCAUUUUGGUAUUUUGAAGUAUAUAUGGUGCCCAUUGUCAACUAGAAGCUCCUUUUACUGCUGUUACUCUUUUCUUUGUCUCACACUCCUGUUACAACUAGAUUUAAAUUGGAUUUAUAAAUGUGAUAAACUGCUCCUGAUGGGAUACUGUGGUUCACUGUCUUUUUAAUCAGGCAUUUCAGAAGAGCAUUUUAGCAAAUGUGACUGUUUUGUAAAACUGAAGAUGUAAACAUUCUGUGAAUAAGCAGUGUACACAGGUUUGUUUUGCCUUUUCUUCUUUCAAAGAAAAUAUCUUGGUAUCAGCUAUACUCAUAUGCUACAGACUGUCACAGAAUUUUUUCAUACAUGUUUUCUUCAGUACAAAUGCUUCAUUCACCCAGUUCAGACAAAGUGUUCCCUAUUAAUAGAUUUGUGUAUCAUUACAAAAUA
Molecule: messenger RNA, 1666 nt
Organism: Anas platyrhynchos (mallard)
Lineage: Eukaryota; Metazoa; Chordata; Aves; Anseriformes; Anatidae
Gene: NT5C3A
Product: 5'-nucleotidase, cytosolic IIIA
Cellular component (GO): cytoplasm
Molecular function (GO): 5'-nucleotidase activity; magnesium ion binding
Source: RefSeq, a predicted model, not a curated record